Elaeis guineensis (African oil palm) is the source of this 2266-nucleotide messenger RNA. RefSeq lists its product as uncharacterized. Gene Ontology annotation, cellular component: cytoplasm. Gene Ontology annotation, molecular function: deoxynucleoside kinase activity. Lineage: Eukaryota; Viridiplantae; Streptophyta; Magnoliopsida; Arecales; Arecaceae. The record is from RefSeq and is a predicted model, not a curated record.
CAAGAAUCGCUUCCCUCCCUUCGUCCCUGAGUGGGCCCUCUCCCCACCAAAACCCUAGCCCAAACCCUAAACCCUGAUCCUCUAUUCCUCUUCUUCUUCAUCUCCGAAACUCUCCUUGUCUUCAUGAACGCUGCCGCCGCUGCAGCGAGCAAUGCAAAAGCUCUGGCGUGGAGCCUCCGGCCCGCACCCGUCCGCACCACCACCGGAUGGCUUGAGAAGAAUGCCACUCCGGCUUUCCUUCCCUCCGUUCCCGUGAUCAGGUUUCCGAUGCCCGUCUUCCACCUCCGCGCUCCCCCCUUCGCCGGCCCUUCAGUCCACCGACUGAAUCUCCCGCACAGGGCCCCCAGGAUUGCUUGUUGCCGUGGUCCUGAAAGCGUUCUCCAGUCGAAGCGCGCGUGGUCCCCGCUCUUGAGACAGGCUCGGGAAUCGUGCUCUGCCGCCUGGUUGCACGGCGAAAGGGCGAGGGGCUUGGCCGAAGGUUUGAGGAAUCGUGAGAAAGGUGGAAUCUUGGAUGGGUCUCGUGAGGAGGAGGAGGAGGUCGUGGAAGGGAAGAGGAAGUCUCAUGAACCACAGCAGCAGCAGUCUGGAAGGGUGAACAACAGAGUGGUGGAGAGGAGGCAGAGAGGUGGAGAGUCUAAUGGUACGCCAGUGGGAAAUCUCGAGCUUUUGAUGAUUCCUGGGGUCGGACCUCGGAAUCUUAGGAAGCUGGUGGAUAACGGUUUCAAUGGUGUUUCCCAACUUAAACAGCUUUACAGGGACAAGUUCUUUGGAAAGUCUAGCGAGAAGAUGGUUGAAUUCUUGCGUAGCUCGGUAGGGAUUAUCCAUAAAAACCAUGCAGAGAGUAUAACUUCUUUCAUCAAGGAGAGUGUGGAUGGAGAGUUGGAAGUGGAAAGCCCUAACUCUGAGAUUAAGCCUAUGCAGAAGAAAAGGCUGACUUUUUGUGUUGAGGGAAACAUUAGUGUAGGAAAGACCACUUUCCUGCAAAGAAUAGCUAAUGAAACACUUGAAUUACGUGAUCUCGUGGAAAUUGUACCAGAGCCUAUCUCGAAGUGGCAGGAUGUCGGUCCUGACCACUUCAAUAUACUGGAUGCUUUCUAUGCUGAACCACAGAGGUAUGCCUACACCUUUCAAAAUUAUGUGUUUGUAACAAGGGUCAUGCAGGAAAGACAGUCCGCUGCUGGAAUCAAACCCCUAAGACUCAUGGAAAGGAGUGUUUUCAGUGAUCAAAUGGUUUUUGUCCGAGCUGUUCAUGAAGCCAAGUGGAUGAAUGAAAUGGAAAUUAGCAUCUAUAACUCAUGGUUUGAUCCUGUUGUAUCUUGUCUGCCGGGACUUAUCCCUGAUGGAUUCAUUUACCUUAGAGCUAGCCCUGAUACUUGUCACAAGAGAAUGAUGCUACGUAAGAGGGCAGAGGAAGGUGGUGUUAGCCUUGAUUAUCUUAGGGACUUGCAUGAAAAACAUGAGAGCUGGCUAUUUCCCUUUCAAAGUGGAAAUCAUGGUGUACUGUCAGUUAGUCAGUUACCCAUGCAUGUGGACAGCUCCUUACAUCCUGAUAUAAGAGAGCGUGUAUUCUAUUUAGAAGGCAACCAUAUGCAUUCGAGUAUUCAGAAGGUUCCUGCUCUGGUGUUGGAUUGUGAGCCCAACAUUGACUUUAGCAAAGAUAUUGAAGCAAAAAGGCAGUAUGCUCACCAGGUUGCUGAAUUCUUUGAGUAUGUGAAAAGAAAGAAAGCAGAGGCCUCUCCUGAAGCUGGUUCCGAUGGGAAGAAUACGACUCAGCAGAUAUUGACUCCCCGUGAAGGUAGUUUGUGGAUUCCCGGAGGUGGCCAUAUUUCUGAGUCAGCUCUGAAAUCUCUCGAUUUAAGGAGAGCCAUGUCGUUCACGUCGAGCUAACUCCCAUAUCACAAGUUCUGCCAAGUUUUGUCACUGAUAUGCUCGUGCUUCCGGUGAGUGAGAUGAAGGCUGCCAAGUUUAUUGCGCUUUCCCGGUGCUGUUUGACCCAUAUAGAGCAAGCUUUGUAUAUACACCGUACUGUACUAACGUGUGCUCGUGUGUGUUGGAAUGAACCGUUUUGUUCCAUGGGCUGCAUGUCCUACGGAAUUGUCUCAAGUUGAUUUGAUUUUGGGCCAACUGCUCGAGUCUAGCGGCCUUUGCUUGUAAUGGGCCCGAUAGACUUGGUGCUAGCUUGCCUUGCUGUUCACCUAUUGUCUGUCAAAAAUUCUAUAUACCCUUGUAUAGAGUACGAAACUAAUCUAUCCGUUUAUCGUUUAUC